AGAGAGCACAAAAUGCAACUUAGAAAAGGUUUAUGGAGAAGCAAGACUUUGUUUCUCAAAACUAUCAAGGAGAUCAAAUGUGUUCUUCUUCAUCAUCAUCAUCAUCAUAAAAGAAGCAACAAUAUUGAUCCUCAUAAGCCACCUAAACCCCAUCAAAUCUUCAAUCUUUCAUGUUGCAAAAACAAUCAACAUGAAAAUGAAAUACAUCGACAGCCCGCCAGCAACAACAACUCUUACGAGAAGAACAAUUCUUUUAAAGAAGCGCCACUCGAAGAAGAUAUUGAUGUAAAGAUAACCGAAAAGAAAUUAGGUGUCAUGAGGCUGGAGAUGUCUUUUGGAAGCUGCAGAAGAUCAGUUGAGGACUAUGAUGAUACAAUCGUGAAGAAGAAGCCGAAUGAUGAUGAUGAUGAUGGUAAUGAUCGAGGUCGUAUGUUGGUUCAGAAGAUGAAACAGUUAGAAAUGAUCGAUUUGAAUGAUGAAGAUGGAGUUUUGGAUGUUCAACAAGUUAUAGGGUAUUAUUCUUGUUUGAAAAGCCCUGUUUAUGUGGAGAUGGUGGAUAGAUUCUUUGUCGAUAUGUAUUCUGAGUUCUUCAUACGACGACAACCUUCUAUUCGAGGUACUGCAAACAAUAAUUCGUCGUCUCGGAGACUUGGACCUAUCAAGCUAUAAUUAUUAUGAAUUUAUCAAGUUCAAUAUAUGUAUACGUUAUUCAUCAUAGUCCUUAAUUUGUUAUGUACUAGGAGCUGCAUGUAAUGCUAUUAUGAUUUGUAAUAAGUUAAAUAAUUGAUGUUUAAUCAA
Molecule: messenger RNA, 798 nt
Organism: Impatiens glandulifera
Lineage: Eukaryota; Viridiplantae; Streptophyta; Magnoliopsida; Ericales; Balsaminaceae
Product: transcription repressor OFP17
Exons: 1
Coding region: 13-669 (218 amino acids)
Source: RefSeq, a predicted model, not a curated record